This is a messenger RNA of Halteromyces radiatus, 2345 nucleotides long. Its product is annotated as WD40-repeat-containing domain protein. The transcript is spliced from 9 exons. Gene Ontology annotation, biological process: carbon catabolite repression of transcription. Gene Ontology annotation, molecular function: protein binding. Bases 36 to 2345 code for a protein of 769 amino acids. The record is from RefSeq and is a predicted model, not a curated record. NCBI's taxonomy places the organism in Eukaryota, Fungi, Mucoromycota, Mucoromycetes, Mucorales, Cunninghamellaceae. Gene Ontology annotation, cellular component: cell division site; nucleus; cell tip.
CUUUCGUCACGUCGUUUGUGAAUGUUUGAUAUCUCAUGGAUCCUUUUUUACAAUCCACUGUAGCUAGAAAUCGACAGUGUUUCCCUUCACGCUCAACGCCAACGUCAUAUCCAGUAUCAAAUGCUAAUAAUGCUUGUCGUGAAUUCCAUACACCUGAAGGCUUAUACCGACUUCAACAGGAUUGGUUGAUUCCUACCAUUAUACCACAAUUUGCGAUCGGUAGUCAUAUUAAAACAGCAAGGAUUAACUCAAGUAAACAAGGCUUUGGUAGUUCACUUGGUCCUCCUAUUACCAAAGCAUCAUCAACAGCAUCAUCUAUCUCGGAUAUUAUCUAUGGAACUUUACCUUCUGUGGAACACAUAGGGAUUGUGUCACCUUCUGGUUCGUCUCAGCCUGAAAGCACUGGCCAUUCUGUAGAUAUGUCACUUGGUAAUCAAAGAAUGGGACGUUCUAUCCAUGGUUUCUCUACAAUGACUGGGAAUACACCAUCACCAGAUAUUCAAGUUAGCAAAUCAACUAGUACUCAGUCUAUGUUUAUGCUUGCAUCCUCUUCGACCACAACAGCAUCUUCUUCUAUCAAUACUCCAACUACCGGUUUACACCAUCGUCCAUCUUUCACUAGUCAUAGCAUUCCAUCUAUCGACGUAUUCAACACCAUUAAUCCUUUGACUACUGUGCCAACUCUUUCAGUAGAAAAUAAUCUUAAUGAAGAUAUAUCCAACUUGUCUUUGGCAGCCACCAGUAGCAGUACAGGUUCAUUCUCGUCUUUAUUUAGCGGCCAUUGGCGUCAUCAUCAUCAUCAUCAACCUUCAUCAUCUACUUCAUCUCAUACCCGUCUUCGACCUAAGAAUAAUUUAUCCAAGUUAAAAUCUUCUUUGAUUGAAAAUGUCCAAGUGCAUGAUCAUCUUUCCAAAAUUCUGACCAAUCGGCAUGAUGAUGAUGCCUUUAUAUUCUGUAAUACUGGUGCAUGUUUUCUUUGGUUGGAUGCAAACACAAAGGAUUAUUUGACUUGCAUUACCUUUUCAAGAUCUUAUCCUACGUGUCAUGAUGUGAACAAAACAACUAUAUCUAGUGAUCAUUUAGAUGUCGUUAUUGGUUUCUCAACUGGUGAUUGUAUAUGGUAUGAUCCAUUAUGUAAUCGAUAUACUCGGUUCAACAAACAUGGUUUACUACACAAUGCCAAAGUGACAGGUAUCAAAUGGGUCCCUGGUUCCGAAGAUUUAUUUAUGGUGUCUUUUAACGAUGGUGUCGUUCUAAUUAUGGAUAGGGAUCGAGAAGAUCAACCUUUUAUAGCAGCAAGUGGCAAAUCAGUGGAUCCUUAUCAAUUUCUUGUCACUAAACCACAUCAAAAACAAAAUCGGUACAAUCCUAUAUCUCAUUGGAAAGUCAAUCAAAGUGGGAUUACUGCAUUCGAAUUUUCCAAGGAUGGAUCUCUUGUUGCCAUGGUGGGCUCUGAUGGACUUUUACGGAUAUUUGAUUUCAAUGAAGAAAGAUUAUAUGAUGUUUUUAGUUGCUAUUUUGGAAAACUAUUGUGUAUAGCAUGGAGCCCAGAUAACAAAUAUAUCUUGACGGGCGGUCAGGAUGAUCUUGUUACCAUUUGGUCUUUAGCGGAAUUACGUAUCGUGGCUCGUUGUCAAGGACACAAAUCUUGGGUGACAGGCGUUGCUUUUGAUCCAAGGAAUUGUGAUGAAAAGGUAUACAGGUUUGCAAGUGUAGGGGAAGAUUGUAAACUGAUAUUAUGGGAUUUUUCGACAAGUAUACUUCAUAAACCAAAAAGACAGCGACAUUCACCAAGCUUAGGUACAUCAGCACAGACAGCAGGUCGAUUAACAAAACUAUCUGGUACAACAUUCAAUCGGGAUAUGAAAAACGAAUUACAUUAUAGAGGAACUGCUUACAACAACAUCAACAAUAAUAACAAUGUUCAUAAUGACAAUGAUGAUGAAGAUAAUGAUGACGAUGAUGAUGAUGAUGAUGAAGAAGAAGAAGGCAUUGUCUUGAAGAAACAUACUACAUCACCAAAUGGACCAAUGAUGACCAUCAAAACUGACAAGCAAGACAGCAGUAACAGUAGCAGCAAAGCCUCCUUAUUUUUACGGCGACAUCGGUCUGAUUUGAAUAAUACAACAACGAAGAAUAAAGAUCCUUUAGCAACGAUGAUUUAUCCUACUACGAAACUUCCUACAACUGUGCAUCCUGUGGUGGAUAAGUCUCAUGUUCCAUUUUUACAACCAUUGAUGAUGCGAGUGGUACAUCCUGAUCCAUGUAUAGAUAUUAUUUUUGAUGAAGAUGAUAGUAUAGUAACCUCUGAUCGUAGAGGUUGUGUUAGAAAAUGGUCCAAAUAA